Messenger RNA from Diversispora eburnea, 291 nucleotides. The record is from the annotation of a GenBank genome assembly. Lineage: Eukaryota; Fungi; Glomeromycota; Glomeromycetes; Diversisporales; Diversisporaceae.
AUGACACUUAUUGGUCAUCAAGUGACAGUAGAAUUGAAAAACGAUCUUGCCAUCACAGGUACCUUAACUUCCGUUGACCAAUUUUUAAAUAUUAAACUUGAUGAUGUUCGAGUGGUAGACGAUGCAAAGUAUCCUCACAUGAUGGCAGUCAAAAAUUGUUUUAUACGUGGAUCAGUGGUUCGUUAUGUUCAACUACCUGCAAGUGCGGUAGAUACAGCUUUAUUACAAGAUGCUGCAAGAAGAGAAGCACAACAACCAACUACUGGUGGUCCUCAUUCUAUUUCACGCUAA